Xyrauchen texanus (razorback sucker) is the source of this 2206-nucleotide messenger RNA. RefSeq names its product eukaryotic translation initiation factor 2 subunit 1-like. The record is from RefSeq and is a predicted model, not a curated record. Gene Ontology annotation, molecular function: RNA binding; ribosome binding; translation initiation factor activity. Bases 144 to 1091 code for a protein of 315 amino acids. Lineage: Eukaryota; Metazoa; Chordata; Actinopteri; Cypriniformes; Catostomidae. The transcript is spliced from 8 exons. Gene Ontology annotation, cellular component: eukaryotic translation initiation factor 2B complex; eukaryotic 48S preinitiation complex; eukaryotic translation initiation factor 2 complex.
GCUGAAGUUUAACAUGUCGAUGAAAUAGCUGUUAAACCGGUGCUCAGUAUCUCCUUUUCUGAUUUAUACACUUGAAUUCCUAUAAUAAAUUACAUCACUAAAACUGAACUCCAAUAAACAGUUGUCGAAUAUAUUGGUUGAAGAUGCCCGGGCUCAGCUGUAGAUUCUACCAGCACAGAUUUCCAGAGGUGGAGGAUGUGGUUAUGGUCAAUGUAAGAUCCAUAGCAGAGAUGGGCGCUUAUGUGUGUCUGUUAGAGUACAACAACAUCGAGGGCAUGAUCCUGCUCAGCGAGCUCUCCAGACGACGGAUCAGAUCCAUCAACAAACUCAUCCGGAUCGGCCGAAACGAAUGUGUCGUGGUCAUUCGUGUGGACAAGGAGAAAGGCUACAUUGAUUUAUCCAAACGAAGAGUGUCACCAGAAGAGGCCAUUAAAUGCGAAGACAAGUUCACAAAAUCUAAAACUGUGUACAGCAUUUUGAGACAUGUAGCAGAAGUUUUAGAGUACACCAAAGAUGAGCAGCUAGAGAGUCUGUACCUGCGAACAGCCUGGGUGUUUGACGAGAAAUUCAAGCGGGCAGGAUAUGGCGCUUAUGAUGCCUUUAAGCAGGCGGUGUCAGAUCCAUCCAUUUUAGAUGGCCUGGAUUUAACAGAGGAGGAAAGGACUGUCCUGAUUGAUAACAUCAACAGACGACUCACUCCACAAGCUGUUAAAAUAAGAGCAGACAUUGAGGUGGCUUGCUAUGGUUAUGAAGGCAUAGAUGCAGUCAAAGAUGCUUUGCGGGCUGGGCUGACUUGUUCAACAGAGGCCAUGCCAAUCAAGAUCAACUUGAUUGCCCCUCCUCGCUAUGUUAUGACCACAACCACACUAGAGCGUACAGAAGGCCUUUCUGUGCUCAAUCAGGCCAUGGCUGUCAUUAAAGAAAAGAUUGAGGAGAAGAGAGGUGUCUUCAACAUUCAGAUGGAGCCAAAAGUCGUAACAGACACAGAUGAGACAGAACUGGCUAGGCAGCUAGAGCGACUGGAGAGAGAGAAUGCAGAGGUGGAUGGAGACGAUGAUGCAGAGGAGAUGGAGGCCAAAGCUGAUGACUAGCUUGAUGAAAAAGAAUAAACCAGCAUUGCCAUAAUCAUUCAGGGGACUUUAGAGUUACAUCGGUUUGUUUGUCAUAAAACAAGGACUGAAAAAGAGUUGAUGGGAAGAGCUGCUUGAAUAAUUUACUCAGAUUGUGAGUUAAAGAAGAGGAUUUCAUUAAUGGAUGUUUGAUUUAUGACUUUUGGGAUGCAUUUACUAUCAUGGCCACUUACAUUUUGCUUUGAGUCUAUAAUAAGGCAAAAACUAUUUCAUAAUUGUGAUCGUUUAAAGUUUUUCUGUCUCAAAGCCUCAUUUAAGAUAGAUGCUCAUCUGUCAGGGGCCUCGGAUAUUUUUUAAUAAACCUUAAAAGCAACUAACCAGUUUACUUCUGCUUAUCAGAACCCAUAUCUGUUGAGGAUGUUGAACUAAUAAAAACAAGCAGUUAUAUAUAUUUUUUUUUUACUUCCAAAAAACAUUUAUGUAUUUUUGCCCUUUGUGUUAUUUUGUGAUCGUGACCACAAAUGUAAUUUAACAAAAAACAAAUGCUCUAACAUUUACCAUGUUUUUGCUUUGGUAAAUAACUUUAAAGUGGUAUUUUGUAAGAACCUUUGUAAAAUUAUAUAAAACAAUACAUUAGAAAAGUGAAGGAAUCUGCUUUCUCUUACAAUUAUUGCACAUGCUGAAUCCAUGACCUCAUAAAUUGUGCCUCCAGUAUGACAUCUGUCACGCCAUAGAGCUAUUUGGUAAGUGGUCUGCAAAAAUUAGCAUUGAUUAAAAAUGGUGAAUAAAAUAAAAGUGACUACUAGUUAUAUCACCUAUUUUUAUUUUAUUUUUCCCCAUACAACGAACGCGGAUAGAGUUCGUGUCUAUGGCAGAAAUAGUAAUCGUUGUAUGGUAGUGUGCAAUUCUGAACUCAGCCCAUAUAUCUUUCAUUACUCCGUGUAAUUACAUUUCUUACCAUAAGAUGGCGAUGUUGUAUCAGUGUUUAGCAUAUAAGAAGCGGCUUAAAGGAUUCGAAUUCUUUCCCGCUCAUGGCAUGUUACUGCUCGACUCCAUUUGUACUCACAGGUUUUAAAUUAUGUUUCAACAAAAUUUUACAGGUUUUUCUGUACAUCUCUGUGAUAAAAUUCAAGUGG